Heterotrigona itama is the source of this 4460-nucleotide messenger RNA. Lineage: Eukaryota; Metazoa; Arthropoda; Insecta; Hymenoptera; Apidae. The record is from the annotation of a GenBank genome assembly.
AUGGCGGAUACGACAGUGGACGCUACACGUCGUUUAAAUGUCAAGAAACAAACGCUAGACGAUGCUUAUGCCGCGCCUGCAAAUUUUCUCGAAAUUGACGUGAUUAAUCCAAUCACGCACGGCGUCGGCAAGAAACGAUACACCGAUUACGAAGUUCGCAUGAGGAUAGUUGUGCCUCCAUUGCCAGGAAAGGCUUGGAAACGUCAAAUGCCUUUUCGAGGAGAUGAUGGUAUUUUUGAAGAAGAUUUUAUUGAAGAUCGGAGGAAAGGUCUAGAAGCAUUUGUUAAUAAGUAAGUAUACAUUGAGUUAAAUAUACAUUUCAUUCAUGUUUAGCACAUAAAAAUAUUAGUUGAAUUAAAGCAAAAAUCUUACAUGAUAUUUCAGAAUAGCAGGACAUCCACUAGCACAGAAUGAAAGAUGUUUACAUAUGUUUUUGCAAGAACCUGUAAUAGACAAGAACUACGUACCUGGAAAAAUACGUAAUACAUAAGUUAUAAUAAGAUUUAUUGCAAGUACAUAUAUUUUCCUCCCUCUCCACCUUGAAUGUAUAAAGUUAUAUUUGAAAGGUUAUUUUAAAUCUUUAAGUUAAAUUUACUUACUAAGAUCCUUCUAUAUUUAUGCAAUAUUUAAUCGAGCUUUUCACUGUGAUGUUGAAUUAGAACUUGUUUUUCAGAGAUUGUUGUGUUUCGAACACACAAUAAAAUAUUUGGAAGGAUCUUAUUAUUCAUAUCAUUAUCAGUGAUAGAAAAAAAUAAUAUAAUUAAUAAAGUUUUUUUCUUUUUAUUAUUUUUCUCUUUUGAUAAUGUUAUAAUUAUGCCGGUUUCGAUCAAAAACUUAUAAAAUGACAUUUUUUAUUUUCAAAAAUUGCAAUAUUAUAUACAACAGUUCAAUUAAUAUAUAAACAUGCGAAAUUAUGGAUUUUAAAAUAUGGCUUAAAAAAUAAAAUAUUAAGAUGAAAGCUGUUUAUUUACAAGUUGUUCAAUAGAAAAUAUAAUGAAAAUUUGACUUUUUUAAAUAAUAGCUUUAUCAAUUUUUUGUAUAUGGAUAGUAUCAAUGUAGUAAAAUAAAUUUAAUAUUUAAUACUUUACUACAUUGUUUUCUAUUGGAUAACUCGUAAAUAGCAAUAAGUUUAUUUGUAAACAGUGCUACUGCAAAUAAAUGAUAAGAUAAAUUGAUUUUAGAACAGAGGUAAACCUCUUAAAAAUUGUUUAUAAUUUGAUAUUUUCUGCAUAAGAAAUACUGUUAAAAAUCUAAAAUUUACUAAACUUGAAUCUUUGUUUAUUAAUGAUAAAAUAUAUAUAUAUAACUAAAACGUUUUGAAUCUCCUUGUUAUACUCCUUAUUUUAUUGUGAGAAUAGGAUGCAGGAAUAAUGUUACUUCUGUGUUGAAUAUAAAAGUAAAAUUAAUAAUUUGUACAUUGUGUUUUUAUAUUUAUAUUUCUAAACUUACAUUAGAAGCAACACAUUUUGAAUGUUUAUAAUUAUUAAAGGGACUAUGUACAGGGUAUAAAUUAAACUAUUUUACAGUGUUUCAUUUAAAUUAUAGUUUGUAUUACAAUGAUGCUUUUAUUAAAUAUAUUUUCCUUUUCUUCUUAAUAUAAAAUAAAUAUAUUUACGUGUAUAUACAAAUACACAUGUACAUACGAAAAAUUGUAUAUUAAUAUAAAUAAUAAAAAACAAAGAUUAAGACUGUCACUUAAAUAUCAUUUUUAAAGUUCUAACAUUUAAAUAAGAAAAUUUUAAUAGAACUUAUUUUCAAGACGUAUAUAAAACUUUUCAUAAAAAGAAGCACCAUUGCAAAUUCAAAAUUCAAUAUUAAAAAUUCGCAAAAUUAUUGUUCUUUUCUAUUUAUACUUCAUUCAUUUUAAAUAUGUUUAUAUACUCCAUAUUUAACAUACAUAAAUACUAUUGUAUUUAUUUUCGUUAUAAUAAAAUAUGUAAUUCCACUCUUUGUUUAAUGUCAAGCUUAGAACCUUUGAAAUUUAAACAAAUGUAAUAUCGAUAAUUUAUAUUAUAUGAAACAUUUUGUGACAUUUCUUCUAUAUAUAACAAAUCCAAUUACGUAACAUGUGUUUAUAAGUACACAUCCUGUUUAGUUCUAAUGAAUUUUUUAUUUUUGAAAUAUGUUUCUAUAUACUUACUUACACAGUCUUGUUCUAGAAAAUAGAAAUAAAAUACAUGCUGAAUAUAAAAAUACUUUUAUCAAAUAUGUUAAUAAUAUAUUUUAUUAGAUACUAACCAGGAAAUGUAUUUUCAAUAAUAAGCAUAUCAGCUAUAUGCUUUGCAACCACUUUAAAAAGCUGUCUAUUUUUAAUCCUUCGUUUUUUGUAGAAUGGCAUUAAGUGUUUUACGAUCCAUGGUGCUAUUCUUUCCUUACAUGCCGUUAAAUGUUCUUCUAUACAAAUUGGUGAAUCUGGCAUCAUUUCCUCAUCAGUUUCUCCAAAUAAUUCAAUAAAUUUUUCUUUAACUCUUCCAUGUUUUCUAUAAUUUUUUAAAGAUAAUUCUGUCAUCUUUGCCUUUAGUUUUGAUACUUGAUAUACACGUUCAACAAACCAAAUACUGUUUAUUCUUCGUUUUUGCUUAUUUUCCAGUGUCUCAUUUUCUACUGAUAAUAAUUUAUUACUUUCUCUAUUUUUCAUUUCUUUAUAAUAACUAAAACUAUACUUCCUCGUAUUUGAUGCUUUCAUAUUAGUGUUUUUACCAGAAUUUAUCUUCAUAUCAUUAUUUUCAUAUGUCUUAAUAAAACCAUUAGAAUUGUAUGGAAGAAGAGCAUUAAUUUCUUUAUCCAUAUUAGCUUCAGUAACACCUGAAUGUUUCUCGAUUAAUGUCGUAAGAUCGCUACUAUCAUCACUAUCGCAAAACAUAUUUUCCAUGUGUUGCAAAAGAGAAUCCUGUGAAUUCUCAUCAUUCAUCUGAAUAUUGAAUUGAUUUGCAAUCUGAGUAUUAGAAUUAUCUUGUAUAUAAUUAAAAAUAUUGCUAUGUUCUUUUUUUACUGUUUCUUCAUUUACUAACAUUUUAUAGCAUGUCUCUUCAUCUGAUUCAUUAUUAAUUUUAUUGUGUUCUAUAUCAUUAAAACUAGUAGAAUUGAUAGUGGGUGAAGCUGUAUUAUUACAGACAGUUAAUUGAGAGGAUAUAUCAUCUACAUAAUCUUUAGUUUUCACAUUUACAUUCUCUUUUUUAGAUUUUGAUGUUUCUUUUAUGGAGGGCAACUCUUUAGAAUUAGAUGUGAUACAAAUACUUUGAAUAUUGUCUGCUUUUUGUAACUCCGCCCAUGAAUUAAUUGUUUGAACUCCAAUAUCUACUUUAGAUGGUGGAGUUUCUAAAAAUAUCACUAAUUUUUUAUAGGCCUUUUUUUCUAAUGUAUGUGAUUUUACAUCUGAAAUCUAUAAACAUCUUAAUUUCAACUAUUAAUCAAUCUAUUAAAUUAAAUUAUAUUUAAUAAUUAGAAUUAGAAUUACCAAUUUCAAUAUAUUUUGCCUAUAUAAAGAGGCUUCUAAAGAUGAUCGUACUGCAAGCAAUUCCAUUUGAUUUGCACACAUUUUCAAUUGGUUACUCGGAAUCUCUUCAUCCUUCUCUUUAUAACAGAGGAUGUAAUUAGUAAGUAAACAUUUAUGAAGAUAUGAAAAAUAUACAGCACGAACCUAUAAUAUAAAUGUAAUACAACAUAAAUCGUUAAACUGAAACAAAAUUAACUUUUUAGCUAUUAAAUGCAUUACAAAUAUAGAUUGCUAUUUAAUUAAUUGUAAAAAAAUUGUUAAAUUCAAAUAUUUAUAAAUGACUCGAUGUAUUUAAAUUUUUAUUGGAAUAUUGGAUUUUAUACAGGAAACAUGCCGUAGUAGAUAACCGAAGAAACUCAUCAUUUGGAUCGGUGGGAAUAUGAAACUUGUUUGUUGAAAGUGAGGGUAUUGAUAUUGACAGGAGAUGGUUAAUAUCCUCAAGACUAAUAUUAUCAUCAUCGAUAUCCUCAAACUCUCCUUGUUCUUGUUUCAAUAUGAAUGAUAAAGAUGUAUCCAUUUGAUCGAUCGUUGUCAUUUUGUUUAACAAUCUUCAUCGAAAUCUUAUACAAAACAAUUUCGAACUUCUCAUUGACAAACACGGAAAAUAUUCACUGGACAAUAACAGUGAACGUUUGACAUUUUUGUAAAUCAAACAUUCAUCUAUUGUUUCUUAAUGUAAAUAUAAAUAGACAUUAGAAUUUAUAUCAAUAAAGCAAUUAAAUAUCUGAUUCUUGUUAUAUCAAAUGAAAAUAAUAAUAAUACACUUAUACUUCUUAUAUACACAUUUGAUUAUACAAUACUAAUUUGCUAGCACCUAACUUCACACGUAUUAGAAUUCAAAGUUCAUUGUACAGUAAGAUGAUUUUUCUAUAAUUUAUGACAUUCAGUAUUGUUAAUAAACUUUAGAUAUUUAACAAUUCUGUAAAUAUAAAUUUUAUAAAUAUAUAUAGUUUCAGAUUAUUAA